Messenger RNA from Callorhinchus milii (elephant shark), 3537 nucleotides. RefSeq names its product CD2-associated protein. Gene Ontology annotation, molecular function: protein binding. The transcript is spliced from 21 exons. The coding region runs from base 9 to 2162 and encodes 717 amino acids. NCBI's taxonomy places the organism in Eukaryota, Metazoa, Chordata, Chondrichthyes, Chimaeriformes, Callorhinchidae. The record is from RefSeq and is a predicted model, not a curated record. Gene Ontology annotation, cellular component: vesicle; cytoplasm; cell leading edge.
GCAUCGCCAUGGUGGAAGUUAUUGUGGAAUAUGAUUACGAAGCAGUACAACAGGAUGAGCUGACAAUAAGAGUUGGUGAUAUCAUCAGGAACGUGGCAAAACUGGAAGAGGAUGGGUGGUGUGAAGGAGAGUUAAAUGGGAAGAGUGGAUUUUUUCCUGAUAACUUCGUCAAAGAAAUAAAGAAAGAUGGAGAAGCAAAAGAAGAAAAUCUUUUGGUUAAACGAGAGAAAACUGGAAAUGUUGCCAGUCUUGUGCAGCGUAUGAGUACUUAUCGUUUACCGACUGGUGGAAUUCAACCUCAUCCAAAAUCUCUCAGAAAAAGAAAAUCCAAAAAGAGGCAGUGCGAAGUGACGUUUGAUUACAUUCCUCAAAAUGAAGAUGAACUUGAACUUAAACUUGGAGAUGUUGUAGAAAUAAUUGACGAGGAAGAGGAAGGUUGGUGGAGAGGAAUCUUAAAUGAUAAAGUUGGAAUGUUCCCAUCCAAUUUUGUUACGGAGCUGAUGGAUCAGGUUGAAGAUGCAGAAACAAACGAAAUGCAAAAUGAAUUGGAAGUUGGCAUUAAGGAUUUUAUUGGUGUUGGACCCUUAUCACCAACCUCACCUCUAGAAUUUUCAGGAAACGAGAGUCCAGUAGGAACAGGAGCAACUGUCCAACCAAAGAAAGUCCGUGGAGUGGGUUUUGGAGACAUAUUUAAAGAAGGAUCAGUAAAACUAAAAUCACGGUUAUCCAACAGUGAUUCAUUAAUAGAGGAGAAAAAGCCUGAAAAGCAACCAACCUCAGUAAGUACUGCAGAACCAGUGAAAAAAGCGGAACCAGAAAAUAAACAGAAAGUCAAGGAAUAUUGCAAGGCAUUAUUUUCAUAUGAAGCAACAAAUGAUGAUGAGCUCAACAUUACGGAAGGGGAUCAGAUUCUACUGAUACAUAAGGACACAGGCGAUAAAGGAUGGUGGAAAGGAGAAUCAAAUGGAAAGCAGGGACUCUUCCCAGAUAAUUUUGUGGUUUUGGUGUCAGAAACUGAACGAGAGGUUAUUGCUGCUCCCAAAGUUCCUGCAAAAUUGCCUCCAAAACCAGAACACGAUGAUAAACCAAAAAAGCCAUUGGCCCCAGUGAAAAUUGCAGCUUCAAAACCUGAACCUUCACCGGCCGAAAAGAAACACGAUUUAAAGAAGCCACAGCUAGAUAGACCUGAGCCCCUUUCUUCGAAGGUUGAUGAAAAAGAUGAUCACAGGCCUGUUAAAGCAGCUGCUCCAGCAGUACCACCCAAAAAACCAAUUAUUCCACUGAAGGGUAACUCGGCAAUGAGGUUGGCAAUUCCUCCCAAGCGACCAGAGAAACCUCUACUACCGCCUCCUUUAGCCAAAGCAAAUGGAGAGGUGCCUUAUAAUCGACCAAAGUCGGACAUUGAGCCAUCAAUUCUUAGACCAAAACACGAGUCGGAAUCAUCACAUUUUCGACCAAAAUCGAUGGGGAGUGCACUGCUGGAUAAAGCUCUUGAAAUAGAUUUGAUGGGUUUUGACGCUGUGGAAUCUUCAAGUAACAAACUCUCCCACCUUACAACUAGCAGGCCGAAGAUGCCAAGGAGAAGGCCGCCUACUCUUUUUUGUGGCAGUCCUUCAGCUUUGGAUGAAAGUCAUUCGAACAGAAAUUCUAAAGUGAUUGAAGAGGAGGAAGAAGAAGAAGAAGAGAAAGAAGAAGAAGCUGCCAAACCAAAGUCAUCCACCAUCAAUAAAAAGGCUUUGGGCGAGAGUCAUUUUGAAAGAAGUUCUAAAGUGAAAGAAGAAGAAACUGCCAAGCCAAAGCCGAGUAUCAAAAAGUCUUUGGGUGAGAGUCAUUUGGAUAGAAGUUCUAAAGUGAUUGAAGUAGAAGAAACUGCCAAACCAAAGCUGCCCAACAGUAUUAAAAAGCCAACAUUGAAACAAAAUGUUGGCCCAGAGAAUGCUGUUGACGUAAAAGAUGCAGUUGAAGUGGACAAUGAGAACAGAAGUGAUUUGGAAGAUCUUAAGGCACAAAUCACUGAUCUGGUGACUGUUGUUGAGCAGCUCAAGUCCCAGCACAAGAAAGAAUUGAAUGAAUUGAGGAAUGAUUUGGAGGAUGAAAAGAAGAAACGUGCUGCCUUACAGCUGGAGAUAGACAAACUGAAGAAAGCUGUUCAAUCUACGUGAGUCAAGUGGACUCUGAAGAUCUCAUAUGCUGUGUGGGACAGUUUAACUAUGACUCCAUUGUUGCCAGUGACCCGGAAGAACAGUACUUUUGAGCAUCUUUUCCCUUUAUUCUAAUUGUUUAUUUGAAACUCUCAGAUUAUGAUGUACUGAUAUCUUUGUAGAGAUGGGUAUAAUCAAAUGAUGUAAAUUUCUUGCCAAUAAGAAUGAAUGAGGCCUUAUUUACUACUGUGCUGGACUCGCAGAAAACACAUUUGUGAUCAGAGUUUUGGAGUUUGCUCAAUGUACUACUGAAUCUGUAUAAAGGGGUAAGAUGUUUAAUGAUUUUUUUAAUUAUGAAGAUGUAGUUUAAUUUUUUAUGAAUCUAUCCAAUGAUUAUAGUCAUGCACAAAUAUAUAAAAUUAACAUAUUCUGCUAAAUGGGAAAAAGGAGCCUAAUAGAUAUUAGUUUUUUUUCUUGACAGAAAGGGAGGUUAAUUUGCUGUAUACAAUUUUAUUUUAGCUUUCCUACCCAGGGUUAACACUAUUGUGCCUGAAUGAAGUUUGCAGAUGCAAGUAUUAAAUUAAUAUAAAGUAGUAAAAGGGCAAAGGAAUGUAGACUACGGACCAAUUGCAUGUGCACAAUGAAACUACUUUCGUAAAGAAGGUUAUGUUGUUGAUAUGCUCAUUUACACAUUACCUCUAAAAAAGGGAGUUCAUGGCCCUUACAGGUGUUCGAGGGUCUGAGGAAAAUGUGCAAGCACCAGUUCUAUCUUGAUGUCUGUGUUAGUUUUGAUUAAUAGAAUCUGUUAUUUUCUGUCUUGCCUGUGGCCUGUCUUUCUAUUGAUUUAAUGUCUCAGAAGAUGUACAAUAAAUACCUACAUUGUUGAGCUGCUUACAAUUCUGAGGGAGAAAAAAUAUGAUUUGGUUUGCGUUUAGGCAGACAAGUUUUUUUUUAAAUUUCUCUUGAGCUAUCUGCUCCUGCUGAGGUUAAAACCAAGUGCUAUUGAAGACUGAUUUUUACCAGUUCUUUGCUGCAAUAAAACCCGUGAUAAAUGAACAGGAAUGACAAUCAAUUCAAAAUGAAAGUCAUUGUUAUAUUCUUUUUCUUGCUCCUCAUCUUUCUGCAUGAUAAAACAAUGAUAAAAUGCUGUGCAUUGGCAGGUGAGGUUCUCACCUUGCCUUAGCUAUUCAUACUAUUCCACGUCCUGUAAAAUCUUAAGUUUUUAUUUUUAGUGUUUAUCUUAUAAGGAAAUUUUGACUAAUGCAUUCUUUUUAUAAUCUAUGGUUAAUACCUUUACAAUCAAGGAAUUGUUCACAACUUGUUUACCAGUACUGUAUGAGACGCAUGCUUAUUUUAAGUUUGUUUUAACAUCCAAAUAAAAAAUAAUUUGAUAAAA